Messenger RNA from Ectocarpus sp. CCAP 1310/34, 6574 nucleotides. NCBI's taxonomy places the organism in Eukaryota, Phaeophyceae, Ectocarpales, Ectocarpaceae. The record is from the annotation of a GenBank genome assembly.
UCUUUGCAUUGGUCACCGGGUAGCGCGGUCGAUGCGAAUAAUAAAGACACACCUACCUAUUGACUUGCCAGCUCCUGGCGUGGAGGGACAAAGGGCAACGACUCCAUGGCAUGCCAAGACACCAUCAUUUGCAAGUGAUCAAUCAAUGAUCGGUCAGGACGCCUGUAGACCCACAAGGCCGGCGGCGGCCGCGGCAGUCCUUGGCGCGCAGCCCGCUGUCUUGACUGCUGCUGCGGCACCGGGCGCACCCGCCGUCAGCGUUGCCCAGCAAGCUCCCGCUGUUGUGUCCCCGGUGUCUGCCGAGGCUCCAGGGACUGGUGCCGGCGGCGGCAGCGGCGGCGGUGCUAAGCUUGAGGCCUCUCUGCUGGCAAACCUAAAGAAGAAGAUCAAGGAAAAGGCGACGGCGCCCGAGAAGCUUAAGACGACGGGAGUGGCGUUCCAGGCGGUGGAAGAGGAAACCCCUCCACCGCCCUCGGAGGGAUCAGCCCCCAGCAUCAAGCUUGCCCUCGGGAAGUCGAUCGGCGGGAAGCCAUUGGGUGGCAAGAUGCUGGGCAAGAAGAAGGGAGGCUUCGGGUUUGGUCGGAAGGCGGCCGGCAAGAACAAGCCGGGAACCACCAAGAAGCACGCUGGAUGGGCAGACGACGAGCAAGAUUCCGAGGAAGAUGGAGAGGACGACAAGACCUUCUUCGGCAUGGGCAAGGGCAGCGACGACGAGGACGGCGGCAAGAAGGGGCUCCAGGGCAUCCCACCGUGGGAACAACCCAACCCCUCGUCGCUUACCAGCAAUGGCGGGGGCUCCGCGGUUGCUGGUUCGGGUGCUGCGGGUGGGGGCGGGGCAGCCGGCGAAGCAGAGGACAACAUGAGUGCCGCCUUUGGCGCGGGGGACAUGACGUCGGCGGCGGCAGCGAACAACCCCGCAAGCGGCGGGGCCCCCGACGUGAGCGGUAUCCUGGGGAACACGAUAUCGCUGGACGAGAUCAUGCGGGCGACGAAGACCAACGAGACGUGGGAAUCAGACGUUAUGGAGUCAGAGUCCGACGUUGGAGGGUCGGAGGAGGAGGACUACGGUAAGGCCUUCGACUUGGCGGACGAUGAUGAUGACGACGGCGACAAGGAGGACGAAACCGAACCCAGCGACGGGGAGUACGUGAUCCCCAUCAGGCCGAUACGAAAGGUGAAGCGAAAAAACGGCCGCAAGUACUACCCUCCCUCGGAGUUCGUGCCGGCAGACGUUGGUCCCGACGGAAAGGUGGUCGUCCCGGCGAAGGCGGAGUCGUCGUUCAAAGAGACUGCGGAGGAGCGAAGGAAGAGGGAGGCGGAGGAGGAGAGGGAGGAGUUGGAGCGGAAGGAGUUUAUGGAGAACUUCCGCAAGGCUCGGGAGGAAGAGGAGGCUAACAGGGCCGUCAAAGCGGCUAAGAAGCAGCAGGAACACGAGGUGGCGGAGGAGGAUGCGAGGAGGAAGGAGGAGAAGCUGGGUCGAAUGUUCGCGGGCGAGGGGGACAUCAUGGAGGAAUAUGAGCGGGACAAGGUUGAGCAAGACGCCUUACAGCUGCUGCAAGACUCGAUGAAAAAGAAGGAGCUAAAGCCCGUGGACCACAGCAAGAUCAGCUACAUCAACGUCCGCAAGAACCUGUACAUCAUCCCGAAGGUUCUAGCCAUGGCCUCCGAGGAGAAGAAGGAAAACGACAGACUAGAGCUAGACAUCAAGGUUAGAGGGAAGGGCUGUCCGCCGGUGUUGCACUCCUGGGAGCAGUGCGGCUUCAGCGACAGGGUGCUGGCGGUCAUCCGACGGAAUAACUUCGAGAAACCGUUUGCGAUCCAGAAGCAAGCGAUGCCCGCGCUCAUGUCCGGGCGCGACGUUAUCGGCGUGGCGAGCACGGGGUCGGGGAAGACGCUGGCGUUCCUCCUUCCGUUGCUACGGCACAUCUUCGACCAGCCGGUGCUCGGCGAGGGGGAGGGUCCCAUCGGUCUCAUCAUGGCUCCUGCCCGAGAGCUAGCCGUACAGAUCUACAACGAGGCCCGGAAGUUCACGAAGGCCUUGGGCCUGAGGGUGACCGCGGUGUACGGCGGCGCCGGGGUGGCGGAUCAGAUCGCUGAUCUUAAGCGCGGCGCCGAGAUCGUGGUGUGCACCCCUGGUAGGAUGAUCGACAUCCUGACGAUGCAGGCCGGGAAGCUGGUGUGUCUUGACAGGGUGUCGUUCGUGGUGCUGGACGAGGCGGACCGGAUGUUUGACAUGGGGUUCGAGCCGCAGAUCAAGAUGAUCCUGCAGAACGUGAGGCCGGACAGGCAGACGGCGCUGUUCUCGGCGACAUUCCCGAGAACGGUCGAGACUCUGGCGAAGAGGGUCCUGAAGAUGCCGCUCGAGAUCAUCGUCGGCGGCAGGAGCAUCGCCAGCUCCGACAUCACCCAGCACGUGGAGAUCAGGGACGACGACGACAAGUUCAUGCGGCUGCUGCAGCUGCUAGGCGUGUGGUACGAGAAGGGAAACAUCCUGGUGUUCGUUGACACGCAGUCCAAGUGCGACACCCUCUUCCAGGACCUUUCGCGGGCGGGGUACCACGGGCUGUCGCUCCACGGUGGGAAAGACCAGACGGACAGGGACUUCACCAUCGCAGACUUCAAGAACAAGUCCGCAACGCUGAUGGUGGCGACAAGCGUCGCCGGAAGGGGUCUCGACGUCCCUGAUCUGGUGUGCGUCAUCAACUACUCGUGCCCCAAUCAUUUGGAGGACUACGUCCACCGUGUCGGGAGAACUGGGAGAGCCGGGCGUAAGGGCACGGCGUACACGUUCAUCAGCGCGGAGGAGGAGAAGCACGCCCCCACGCUCAUCAAGGCCCUCACGCAGUCCAAGCAGAAGAUACCACCGGAGCUGGUGAAAAUGGCCGAAGAAUUCCAGGGCAAGGUGGACAGCGGGCAGGCUCGAAAAGCCAGCAGCGGUUUCUCCGGCAAGGGCUUCACCUUCGACGACUCAGAGCAGAGCGAAUCGCAGCAGAUGCGAUCUCUCGAGAAGCGGCAGUACGAGAUUGAGCAGGGGCUGCGAGACCCGUCCGAGCUCCUGGGCGGCAAGGAGAAGGGCGAGGAAUGGGACGAGGGGGACGAGGAGGAGAGCGAGGCGUCCAAGGCGGCAAGAGCCGAGAACCUGACCAAGGCAGCCAUCACGGCGGCGAGUAAGCUCCUCAAGUCCACCGACGAGGUGGAGAGGAUGAAGGGGGCGGCGAUGAUGACUGCGGCAAAGCUAGGCCUGGCAGUGCCAAGACCAGAGCCGGGCGGGGAGGGCAAAGACGGCAAGCCCAAGACCCCUCAGGAGGCUCUGAAGGAGGCAGCGGCGAUCGCUUUGAGAUAUUACAGCCCGGAUGGAAAGGGGCCCGACUCGGAGCCAACCCACUUCACGGACAAGAUCGUGAUCAACGACUUCCCUCAGCAGGCUCGGUGGAAGAUUACGCAGAAGAGCACAGUCAACGAGGUCUACGAAAUGACGGGCGUCGCCAUCAUUACCAAGGGCAUGUACAUCGGCAACAACCAAAAGCCCAAGGAAGGGGAGGAGAAGCUGCACCUGGUUGUCGAGGGCAAGAGCGAGAUAGACGUACAGGCCGGCAUCAGCGAGAUUCGAAGGAUUUUGAACGAAGAGACGAUGAAGGUGGCGUCUUCCUCAUCGUUCUCAUCUGGAAAAUACUCGGUCAUCUAGGCAGCGGCGGCGAACCGGUGCUCUUCUGCGGUUGCCGUGGUCCCAGUCUCCACGCUCGAGACGGCGUGUGAAUACGCGUGUGUUGAACUGCGAGGGCACGAUUUUUCUCGCGCGUAUGUAGGCGUCUCAGUCAGUGCUACAUAGGGAACAUAGCGAAGGGGGGAAGACACGCUGGUUGUCGCGCCUGCUGCUACUGCUGUGCUACUGGUGUCGUGGUCGUUUGCGAUACUUGAGGUUGUAUUCUUGUGCGGUGUGUGGUUUGUUAUUUGUACCGUAGAAGGUGUGUGUGGUUCAAUCUGUGGGCGUUUCAUGUUGGUAAAAUCAUUCAAAUUUAGUUACUCGAAUCAAGGUUUUGCAGUACGGCCGUGGUGUGGGCAUCAGCUUGGGUGGGCACGUCGGGCAGCUAGUACCUAGCCCUGUGGCUCCUGCGCUGUGCUGUUGAACUCGAAGGCAAGCAUGGCUGUAUGUGCGCUUGCUCGGAUGCUUGUUGUGUGCUCUGAUACUGACACGUAGGCAGUGGAUGCAUUCUCGACGAGCGCGUGGAACGGAAGGCCGGCCCUCAAAGCUCAUCUUGACGAGAUGAUCGAACUGUGGCCAAUGCCUCAUGCCAAAUCUCGCCGAUUUCGCAAAACAGCCCGCAGGACUGAAAGCAGUGAUCUGAGCGACCGAGAGGCCGGAGCGAAGACAGAGAACGGCACUCCAUCGCUUCUGCUCCGCGCCACGCAAACGGUAUGCAACGAUUCAGCAGAGGGUUUGCUGUUUAGUGCCACGCCGUCUGGUGAAAUAGUGUUCUGGGAUGCUGAUCCGAGCAAUCAGGGCGGGCUGAUGUGUUCGGAUUGCUUCUAUUCCCCUUGUUUUGGGCUAUGAUAUUUCUGUUUUUAUUGUAGCUGUACUCCGCGUCGCACAAAGUCAUCGUGUUACUUUUGCUGUCUUUGUCGAGCUCGACGAGAGGGUGCGUCCACAACCUCCGCCACUACGAAACUUCCCGCAGGAGUCGUCUCUCUUGCUUGCGUGAGGAGGAAGUGGUGCCGACUGGUGAUGGUGCAUGGGCCGGCAGGCAGGCACCCAGCAACUGCAGUGACGAUGCAGUUUACGGUGAAGUCGUCGCUCGCUCGAUGUUUAUUCUCGUGCAAUCCGCGCACCCACGUUACGUUCGUCAGCCGCGUACAUUGCCCCUGUCUUGUGUGUGACUGCGUGUGACGUUUCGGCGAUGCAUGCGUGUGUGCGGGGGUCCCCGUUAUGUCGCGCGAAACGGGUUCAGAGAGAGAAAGAUAGACCAAGACAAGACGUCGCGACCGUACCGCGUUGUCAGGGCAAGCAUGGCUUCCUACGGCAGUCGAAUCGUUGCGCUCAAACCAGAGCUCUCUCGCUAGCUUUGUCCCGCGCGUGCUGCCCGUAGACGUGUCAUCGGUGUCGACGAGUCUGGGCAUGGACGGCUCUUGCCAAGGGCCUUCCUUGCCGUCUACUACACCGCCAAGAACUGGAGCUUGCAAAGCCACAACAGGCAGCUUUGCUUUGGGAUGGAUACGUUGUAGCGAGCUCACCGCGAGGCAGCACCCACCACAUCGCAUACAACUCGCGAGCAUCCUGGAACCGCGGGGGCUCCGCCCAUCACUGCGGGCAUUCACGCGCGAAGAAAGUUCAUCUGGCCGUCCAACCAGACCAGGCCAUCACCCCGAUGCCAUGGGAUAUGCGUGGCUGUGACUCGAAAAUGCGGAGUUCAAAACUCCUUCUCCUGCACCGACUGACGGCUGGAAAAACUCCUGGGGAAUUCCCCUGAGUUCGUCAACCACCCGAAAAAGUCCCUGGUACGCCUCGACUCACUCUUCUUUUAUUAUACUGUGGUCACGCUCAACUCUGUUUUUGUGUAACCCACCGCGAACCAAUUCCACCUCGUCACCAUGGGCACCUCGAAAAUGGUCGCGUGCGUGACACAUGAAAACGCAACACUCAUCGGUUCAGCUGCCUGCCGUCCAAUAAGGCACGCGCCACGCCCAUCACGAAUUCAACCACAGCAUCGCCAUGGACACCAUUUGUCCCUUCAGUUCAUGACGACGACAGCAUCGGGCCAUCCCCGUGACAAUGUGUCCACACGCGCAUGUUUGCUUAUCGCUUAAAGCAGCAGCCCACGAUCUCGCUGCGGGGGGGUUGAUUCCGCCCCCUUCGGACGCUUAAAUGCUAUUCGUCGUUGGUGUGACGUUCUUGUGCUCCUUGCUGACUCUAUUUGGAACACAUCACCAAUCAUCUGAUCCAUUCGCGAAGAUAGAUAUGUAAGCAUGAAACGCUGUAGGAUGCUUAUGCACCAAGAGUUUACGACAAGCAGUUUUUCAGGGUGAGGAGCCCUCUGGUGUGACAACGGAUUGAUAGCUCAUAUGCAUACCCCGAACAAAUACUGUGAGCGUUGAUCCACACUGACGAAUCAAGAAAAAAAUAGCAGGCUAGAUUGGUUGUGAGUUUUCACCUAUAGUCUGUGCUCGCUAUCAUAGUUCAGUUUGAGUGGAUAGACUAGGCACUGCGUGUUCGUCUUUCUUUGCGUCCCACGGUCGUUACUCACCGUCCCGCAUCAUGCCAACGACCCAAAAGAAAUCGAGAAUCUCCUAGAGGACCAGCACGAUUACCUCUCAGGCAAGCUGUGUUGCCGAUCGCUUCAAAAUCAGCCCAUGACCUUGCUACUGGUCACCAUCGGGGUGUUGAUGAGUUGACAGUUUCUCCUGCGACUGCUCAGGGAUCGGGGUGCACCGACCGGAGGGAGAUAUCUGCGUAGCGGGAACGAUGAUGAGGUCUUGGGAUCGGUAGUAAUCCAACACCGGCAUGUCCGACUGCUCGUGCUCCACCGGUACCAGUGUCGGAGGUUCGUUGAUGCCCUGGACAGUUCAGAAAACACGGUGG